UAUGUAUAUGUAUAUAUGUUUCUCUCUCUCUCUCUCUCUGUUUCUAUUUCUCAUUUGAGGAACUUUCUUCCCGAAGAAGCGGCAACAAUGGCGGAAAUGCGUGGGAGUCCAUCGACUUGCAGUAGAUCCUGGUCGAUAAGCGAGGAUUCCUUAAGACGAUACGUGUUCCACGCCAGCGAGAACUGCAUACAGGAGCUACUAUCCGCCUCCGACACUAUCGCCGCCGCCGACGGCUGGAAGGUCGUCGCCGCCGCCAUGGACGACGACGGCGGCGGCGUCGAGAUCUCCAAGCGCAGAUCCGGUUCACUCCACACCUUCCGCAGCAGACGCGUCCUCAAAUCGGUCUCUCCGCGCCAGUUCGUAACCGUCGCCACCGCUAUCGACGCCGCCAAGGAAUGGGACGGCGAUUUGGUAGAAGGCAGCUACAUCAAAGACCUAGACGAGAAUCUGAGCAUAAUCCGGCUGCGGUUCGGCGAGAAGGCGAAGCCGCUGUUCCGCAAUCGGGAGUUCAUUUUGUACGAGCGGCGGGAAGCCAUGGAAGACGGUACGCUGGUGGUGGCGGCGGCGUCGCUGCCGAAGGAGAUUGCGGCGGGGAUCCAUCCGAAGCAGAGCAACUCCAUUAGAGGUCUGCUGCUGCACUCCGGCUGGGUCGUGGAGAAGCUCGGCCAUGAUUCCUGCAUCGUCACUUACAUUGCUCAGUUGGACCCAGCGGGAUGGUUGCCCAAGUGUAUCGUGAACCGGUUCAGUACGAAGCUGGUAAUGAUAAUUGAAAACCUUAAAAAACAGGUGCUGACGUGUCCCACUAGGCCCGGCAGUAGUGAUGUUGCUACUUGAUGAUGGUUAUUAUUAUUAUUAUUAUUGUGGUUGCUGUUAUUAUUACUUUUUGUGUAAAGAUGAAAUGAAAAGAGGAUGAUAGUGGACUGGUUUGAUGUGAUGUGAUUUGAUUUCAUAAUAUGUUGUUAGAAAUUAA
Molecule: messenger RNA, 970 nt
Organism: Andrographis paniculata
Lineage: Eukaryota; Viridiplantae; Streptophyta; Magnoliopsida; Lamiales; Acanthaceae
Exons: 4
Coding region: 16-834 (272 amino acids)
Molecular function (GO): lipid binding
Source: RefSeq, a predicted model, not a curated record